Talpa occidentalis (Iberian mole) is the source of this 2181-nucleotide messenger RNA. RefSeq names its product autophagy related 16 like 2 (gene ATG16L2). NCBI's taxonomy places the organism in Eukaryota, Metazoa, Chordata, Mammalia, Eulipotyphla, Talpidae. The coding region runs from base 1 to 1860 and encodes 619 amino acids. Gene Ontology annotation, molecular function: protein binding. Gene Ontology annotation, biological process: autophagosome assembly; negative stranded viral RNA replication. Gene Ontology annotation, cellular component: autophagosome membrane. The transcript has 18 exons. The record is from RefSeq and is a predicted model, not a curated record.
AUGGCGGGGCCCCGCGCCGACGACGCCCCCGCCGCGCCCUGGAAGCGCCACAUCGUGCGGCAGCUGCGCCAGCGGGACCGCGCGCAAAAGGCGCUCUUCCUGGAGCUGGUGCCGGCCUAUAAUCGUCUCCUAGAGAAGGCUGAGCUGCUGACCAGGGUCUCAGAGAAACUCCAGCCAGAGCCAAGCGAUGUCACUACUCACCAGGGCCCCUGGGAGGAGUUUGGAUUUGACUCAGCCCAAGUCCCAUCACCAACCACUGUGAAGGCAAAAUGGCAAGAAGAAGAGGAGGGGCUUCGUCUGGUGUGCGGUGAGAUGGCCUACCAGGUGGUGGAGAAGAGCUCGGCCCUGGAGGCCCUGGAAUCGGUGCUGAAGGAGCGACAGAGCAGGCUGGCGGCUCUGGAGGCGCGGGUGGCGCACCUGGGAGAGGCGCGGGCGCAGCGAGCGGAGCAGGUGGCGGCGCAGCAGGCCCGGAACGCGGCGCGGCGGGCGGCCUAUGAGGAGCUGCGCGCGCUCGCCGCGCUCCGGGAGGCCGCGCUGCGCCGGCUGCAGGAGGAGGCGCGCGACCUGCUGGAGCGGCUCGUGCAGCGCAAGGCGCGCGCCGCCGCGGAGCGCAACCUGCGCAACGAGCGUCGCGAGAGGGCCACGCAGGCGCGGGUGUCCCAGGAGCUGGAGAAGGCUGCCAAGCGGACAGUGAGCAUCAGCGAGAGUACGAACACCCUAGGUGAUGGGAUCAAGGAGGGGUCAGAGGCCGAGGUCCUCGCCCUGCCUGCAAAACCAGCGUCCCAGGAGAGUGAAGCUGGUGAAAAGUGCUCCAGGUCCUUCAGGUCUGCCUCUGCCACCUCCCUGACGCUGUCCCGCUGUGUGGAUGUGAUGAAGGGGCUUCUGGAUUUUAAGAAGAGGCGAGUCCACUCAGUUGGGGGAGCCCCCGAGCAACGAUACCAGAGCAUCCCUGUGUGUGUGGCUGCCCGGCUUCCUACUUGGGCCCAGGAUGUGCUGGAUGCCCACCUCUCUGAGGUCAAUGCUGUCCGUUUUGGCCCCAACAGCAGCCUCCUGGCCACUGGAGGAGCUGACUGCCUCAUCCACCUCUGGAACAUCGUGGGUGGUCGCCUGGAGGCCAACCAGACCCUCGAAGGAGCUGGUGGCAGCAUCACUAGUGUGGACUUCGACCCUUCAGGCUCCCAGGUAUUAGCAGCUACUUACAAUCAGGCUGCCCAACUAUGGAAAGUGGGGGAGGCACAGUCCAAGGAGACACUAUCUGGACACACAGACAAGGUGACAGCUGCCAAAUUCAAGUUAACGAGGCACCAGGCGGUCACUGGGAGCCGAGAUCGGACGGUGAAAGAGUGGGACCUCGGCCGCGCCUACUGCUCAAGGACCAUCAAUGUCCUUUCCUACUGUAACGACGUGGUGUGUGGGGACCAUAUCAUCAUUAGUGGCCAUAGUGACCAGAAGAUUCGUUUCUGGGAUAGCAGGGGGCCUUGCUGCACUCAGGUAAUCCCUGUGCAGGGCCGGGUCACCUCCCUGAGCCUCAGCCAAGAUCAGCUCCAUCUGCUCAGCUGUUCCCGAGACAACACACUCAAGGUCAUUGAUCUGCGUGUCAGCAAUAUCCGCCAGGUGUUCAGGGCUGAUGGCUUCAGGUGCAGUUCUGACUGGACUAAAGCUGUGUUCAGCCCAGACAGACACUAUGCACUGGCAGGUUCCGGGGAUGGAGCCCUCUACAUCUGGGAUGUAGACACAGGGAAACUGGAGAGUAGACUUCAAGGACCCCACUGCACUGCCAUCAACGCUGUGGCCUGGUGCUGCGCUGGGAACCAUGUGGUGAGCGUGGACCAGGCCCGGAAGGUUGUGCUCUGGCAUUAGUAUCACGACCCCCUGCCUGGGCUGGAGCGCCAGAGUGAAGCCUGAAGCCAGAGGAGAACUUUGCCCUGUUCCACAGGCUCCAGGGGUCCAGGGCUGGGGGUGUGGUGGGAGUGUGUGUGGGUGUGACCUCAGGGCAUUUAAUGGGAAGAAGGCCUGGCAGGACCUAGCCUGUCUAUAUAAAAACCAAAUAUUGUUGUGUUUUUUCUAUUUCUGUCUUCUCACUUUCCCCAAAGUGGGAAAAAAAUUGCAACUGAACUGGUGUCUGCUUACCUCCUUGCAGUAUGCAGGAGUCAGAGAGGCUUUGGGAUUGGUGGUCCCCUG